Manis pentadactyla (Chinese pangolin) is the source of this 18639-nucleotide messenger RNA. It is a transcript of the gene EP400, whose product is annotated as E1A binding protein p400. Bases 332 to 9691 code for a protein of 3119 amino acids. Gene Ontology annotation, molecular function: ATP-dependent chromatin remodeler activity; ATP binding. The record is from RefSeq and is a predicted model, not a curated record. The transcript is spliced from 56 exons. Lineage: Eukaryota; Metazoa; Chordata; Mammalia; Pholidota; Manidae.
GCGGGCGCGCCGCCGCUUCCUGCGCCCACGGCCCCGGAUGUGUCGAGCGGAGUGGCGCAGCCUCGACCCGCACCCCCAGCAGGACGCGGCUCAGGCCCGGGAUGUCCUGUGGUGUGAGUGACCCGCUGCACUCCAUCCUGCAGUAGGGCUCUGCUCCCUGGCAUCCUGCCGCUCCUGGUGCGGUGGGUGUGUCCAUGGCUCGGCCCUCACCUCGCCGAGGCUGCUCCGUUUAGUUCCUUCUCCCCGGGGAAGACACAGUGUCACUGACCUUCGGGAAAGCGAAUCCCCUUCAGACCUUCAGAGGACGUCAGGCGGGUAGCAAGGGGCGAUAAUGCACCAUGGCAGCGGCCCUCAGAACGUCCAGCACCAGCUGCAGAGGGCCAGGGCCUUCGCCGGCAGCGAGGGAGAGGAGCAGGCCCAGCCCAACCCGCCUCAGUCCCCUGCCACUCCCUUUGUGCCAUCGGCGAGCCCGUCUGCUCCCCAGUCCCCUGGGUACCAAGUCCAGCAGCUGAUGAGCAGGAGCCCAGCAGCCGGGCAGAAUGUGAACCUCGCCCUUCAGAGCGUUGGACCAGUGGUGGGUGGGAGCCCUCAGAUCACGCUUGCACCUCUGCCACUGCCCAGCCCUGCCUCUCCAGGUUUUCAGUUCAGUGCUCAGCAGAGGCGCUUUGAGCAUGGGUCUCCAUCAUACAUCCAGGUCACCUCACCGCUGUCCCAGCAGGUGCAGACUCAGAGCCCUACCCAGCCCAGCCCGGGGCCAGGGCCAGGCCUGCAGAGUGUGCGGGCAGGUGCUCCUGGCCCGAGCCUGGGCCUUUGCAGCGGCAGUCCCACCGGGGGCUUUGUGGACGCCAGUGUGCUGGUGAGGCAGAUCAGCUUGAGCCCAUCCAGUGGUGGGCACUUUGUGUUUCAGGAGGGCACUGGCCUCACCCAAGUGGCACAGGGAACCCAGGUGCAGAUGCAGCAUACAGGGACUCCCAUCGCGGUCCGGGAACGGAGACUGUCACAGUCCCACACACAGUCUGGGGGUACUGUCCACCACCUGGGACCUCAGAGCCCUGCGGCUGCAGGCGGAGCAGGCCUGCAGCCCUUGGCUAGCCCCAGCCACAUCACCACAGCAAGCUUACCACCCCAGAUCAGCAGCAUCAUCCAGGGGCAGCUGGUCCAGCAGCAGGCGCUGCAGGGGCCACCGCUGAGCAGACCUCUGCUGUCUGGGGUCGGGGUUGGGGUUGGGGGGGCUUCGGCGUUCGGGAUGGCAUCCCCACCCCCACCCACCAGCCCUUCCAGGACCACAGUGCCCCCUGGCCUCUCUGGCCUUCCUCUCACAUCUGCGGGCAGCAUGGGGGUGAGAAAGGCUCCCAAGAAGCUGGAGGAGAUCCCCCCGGCCUCCCAGGAGUUGGCCCAGAUGCGGAAGCAGUGCCUGGACUACCACUACCGGGAGAUGGGGUUGCUGAGGGAGGCCUUCAGGGAGUGCCUGAUCGAACUCUUCUUCUUGCAACACCUCCAAGGGAACAUGAUGGACUUCUUAGCAUUCAAGAAGAAGCAUUAUGCCCCGUUGCAAGCUUAUCUCAGGCAGAAUGAUUUGGACCUGGAGGAAGAGGAGGAGGAGGAGGAGGAGGAGGAAGAGAAGUCUGAGGUCAUCAACGACGAGGUAAAGGUUGUGACAGGAAAGGAUGGGCAGACUGGUACUCCUGUUGCUAUAGCAACCCAGCUUCCUCCAAAUGUUUCUGCUGCUUUUUCAUCCCAGCAGCAACCAUUUCAGCAGCAAGCUCUUGCAGGGACCCUGGUGGCAGCGGCUGGAAGUGCGAUAGAGACGGACCCUUUUAAGCGGCAGCAGGCGGGACCCCAGGCAGAGCAGUCUAAGAGACCUCGACUUGAAGUAGGUCACCAAGGCGUAGUUUUCCAGCACCCAGGGGCGAGUGUGGGAGUCCCUCUUCAGCAGCUAAUGCCAACUGCUCAAGGAGGGAUGCCCCCUGCCCCGCAGGCCACCCAGCUGGCUGGGCAGAAGCAAAGCCAGCAGCAGUAUGAUCCGUCCACGGGGCCCCCGGUGCAGAACGCUGCCAGCCUGCACACACCGCCCCCGCAGCUACCGGGCAGGCUGCCCUCCUCAGGCCUCUCUGCCGUGUCUCUGCCACCGGCCCCGCAGUUCCCUCAGCCACAGGUGGUGGAGCCGCAGGUGCCACUCCACAUGCCCGCGAAGACUCAACAGCCAGAUGCCCCAGUGCACACACCACCGCCCAGCCGAGCUCCUACUUCUCUGCAGCCCGCCCAGCCAGCCCCCCACGCGCUGAUGCCUGGGAGGACACAGGGGCAGGCCCCUCUGCUGGCGCCCCAGCCACAGACUGUGUCAUCGAGACCUCCUGUGGACCCUGCUCAGCCCUGUCAGCGGCCCCCACCCCCUUCCUCCUCUACCUCGUCCAUCGUGCCUGUGAGCAGUUCGGGCCUGGGACCCUCCCCUGCACGGGCUUCCCCAGUGAAUAGACCCUCCUCAGCAGCCAGCAAGUCUCUGUCUCCAGUCACCUCUCGGUCUCCAGGGGCAGCUGUGUCAGUUCCCCCAAAACCACAGAGCCCAGCUCAGAAUGCUACCCCGCCUCAAGACAGUUCUCAGGAUAAGCUGGCCGAACAAAUAGCACUGGAAAACCAGAUCCAUCAGAGAAUAGCAGAUUUACGGAAAGAAGGCCUGUGGUCCCUUAGACGGCUCCCGAAGCUGCAGGAGGCCCCACGCCCCAAAUCUCACUGGGACUACCUGCUAGAGGAGAUGCAGUGGAUGGCCACCGACUUUGCCCAGGAGAGACGGUGGAAGGUGGCUGCUGCCAAGAAGCUCGUGAGAACUGUAGUGCGUCACCAUGAGGAAAAGAAGGCUCGUGAGGAGCGGGGGAAGAGGGAGGCACAGGACCGCCUGAGACGGAUUGCUGCUUCCACAGCGCGAGAGAUAGAGUGCUUCUGGUCAAAUAUUGAGCAGGUUGUGGAAAUAAAACUACAAGUAGAAUUGGAAGAAAAAAGGAAAAAGGCCUUCCACUUACAGAGAGUUUCCAGGAGAGGAAAAGAGUCUCGACCCAAGGGACUUGAUGCAUUACCGGAAAAUUUCCUGGGUCUGGGGAUGUCUGGAAGGAAAAGGAAAGCCAGCACAUAUUUACCUGAUGAGGAAGGUUGGUCCUGCUGGUGGCCUGCGCCAUCUGCACGGCUGUCUGAAGUGGAUGACGAGGAGGAGACAAUCGAGGAGGAGGAAGCCAAUGAAGGGGCCGUGGACCACCAGGCAGAGCUGUCUAAUUUGGCCCGAGAAGCUGAACUGCCCUUAGUUGACCUGAUGAAGUUGUAUGAGGGUGCCUUUCUGCCGAAUUUCCAGUGGCCCCAGCCUAACCCUGCCAGUGAGGAGACAAGCGAGGAAGAAGAGGCAGAAGACUGCCCAGGUGACUGGGAGAGUGGGAAGGAUGUGGUGCUCAUUGACUCGCUGUUCAUUAUGGACCAGUUUAAAGCUGCAGAGAGAGUGACUCUCGGGAAACCUCACACAAAGGACAUCGCAGAAGUGACCGCUGUGGCUGAGGCUGUCCUGCCCAAGGGCAGUGCGCGGAUCAGCCCUGCGGUGAAGUUGGGCACCCCAUCGCUUUUGUAUGGGGCACUCAGAGAUUAUCAGAAGAUUGGCCUGGACUGGCUGGCCAAGCUCUACCGGAAGAACCUUAAUGGCAUAUUGGCAGAUGAAGCUGGGCUUGGUAAAACAGUGCAGAUGAUUGCUUUUUUUGCUCACCUUGCUUGUAAUGAAGGCAAUUGGGGCCCCCAUCUCGUUAUCGUGAGGAGCUGCAGCACUCUGAGGUGGGAACUCGAGCUAAAGCGCUGGUGUCCUGGGCUCAAGACCCUCUUGUAUGUUGGCAGCCAUAGGGAGCUCAGAGCAAAGAGACAGGGGUGGAUGGAACCCAACAGCUUCCAUGUGUGCAUCACGUCCUACAAGCAGUUCUUCAGGGGCCAUGCUGCCUUCACACGCGUGCGCUGGAAGUGCCUGGUCAUCGAUGAGAUGCAGCGCGUGAAGAGCAUGACAGAGAAGCACUGGGGAGCUGUGUUCGCCCUGCACAGUCAGCAGCGCCUGCUCCUGAUUGAUGCACCCCUGCACAACACCUUCUUGGAGCUGUGGACCAUGGCGCACUUCCUAAUACCAGGCCUGUCCAGACCAUACCUGCACCUGCCCCUGAAGGCGCCAAGCGAGGAGAGCCAGGACUACUACCACAAAGUGGUCAUACGUCUGCACCGGGUGACACAGCCGUUUAUCUUGAGGAGGACUAAGAGGGAUGUGGAGAAGCAGCUGGCGAGGAGGUAUGAGCAUGUGCUGAAGUGUCGCUUGUCGAGCCGGCAGAAGGCCCUGUAUGAGGACGUCGUUCUGCAGCCGGGGACACAAGAAGCCCUGAAGAGUGGGCACUUCGUGGAUGUGCUGAGCAUCCUCCUGCGGCUGCAGCGCAUCUGCAACCACCCUGGUCUGGUAGAGCCCCGGCUGCCAGAAUCGUCCUACGCAGCGGGGCCACUGCAGUACUGCCUGGCCUCCCUCAUCCUCAGGGCACUUGAUCGAGACCCCUGGAAGGACACCGAUCUUUCCAUAUUUGACCUUAUUGGCUUAGAAAGUAAAAUGGCUCGCCACGAGGCAGAUGUGCUGAGCAGGAGGAAGGUGUCCCGGAAGCUCAUGGAGGAGCUGUGUGUGGUGCCGCCGGUGAGCAGGCCAGUGGCCAUCAGGCUGAAGCCUAGCAGGUUGUUUCAGCCUGUGCAGUAUGGCCAGAAGCCCGAGGGUCGCACUAUGGCUUUCCCCAGCACACACCCACCCCGGACUGCGACCUCCGCUCCAGCCACUGCCACACCUCAGGGCCACGUUCGGGGACGGCCGCCAAUUGCCACAUUCUCUGCAAAUCCAGAUGCAAAAGCAGCAGCCGCCCCGUUUCAGACCUCUCAGGCUCCCACCGGUGCUCCGAGACACCAGCCUGCCUCGACCUGCAGCGCGGCACCUAGCCCAGCCCAUCCUGUGAAACUGCGGGCUCAGACCAGUGCCCCGGCCUCCACCCCGGGCCCACCCCAGCCCCCACCCCAGGCCUCGCACCCAGCUGGGCAGAGCACGCUGCCUCAGGGGCUGGUGCUCACCUCGCAGGCCCACGCGCGCCUGCCGAGUGGAGAGGUGGUCAAAAUAGCCCAGCUGGCUUCCCUAGCGGGACCACCAAGUCGAGUGGCCCAGCCAGAGACCCCAGUGACACUGCAGUUCCAGGGGAACAAGUUCACCUUGUCCCACAGCCAGCUCCGGCAGCUCACGGCUGGCCAGCCCCUGCAACUCCAAGGCAGCGUUCUGCAGAUCGUCUCUGCCCCGGGCCAGUCCUACCUGCGGCCCCCUGGCCCUGUUGUGAUGCAGACCAUGUCUCCAGCUGGUGCCCUGAAUGCGCUGGGAAGCAAGCCCCUGGCAGGCAGCCCUGCUCCCGUGACCCCACCAGUUGGGGCACCUGGUCGAGUGGCAGUCAAUCCUCUGGCUGUAGGAGAACUGGGAAUGGCCUCUAAACCAGCCUCUCCUGUUGGCGGGCCAACCCAGGAGGAAAAGACCAGACUUUGGAAGGAGCGGCUGGACCAGAUUUACUUCAUUAAUGAGCGGCGCUGUGCCCGUGCUCCGGUCUAUGGUAGAGACCUGCUGGGCGUGUGCUCCAUGGCCAGCAGGGGACGGCUCCCUAGGCUUGGAGCUUUGGAUGGCAGUCCUGGGCCAGAGGCUGGGCCAGCGAGCUGCUGCACAUCACUCUCAGAGACUCCAAGGGACCUGGUUUUGACGUGGACUCAACGCCAGGAAUCCCUCCAGGAUGUCAUUGACAGGGUGCUGUGUGUGAUCCCUCCAGUGGUGGCUGCACCCCCGUGCUUGUGGGUGGCAAAGCCACCAUCCCUCUACAGCCACAGGAUGAGGGCCUUUAGGCGUCGCCUGGAGGAGCACACGGCACCUUAUGCACAUCAGCUUCAGCGGGCAGCCGCCCCACGCUCCCUGCAGUUCCCUGAGCCCCGGCUGGUCCAGUUUGACUCAGGAAAGCUAGAAGCUUUGGCAAUCUUACUUCAGAAGCUGAGGUCUGAAGGGCGCCGCGUGCUGAUUCUGUCCCAGAUGGUGCUCAUGUUGGACAUUUUAGAGAUGUUCUUGGACUUCCACCAUCUCACCUAUGUGAGGAUUGAUGAGAACGCCAACCGUGAACAGCGACAGGAACUGAUGAGGAGUUUCAACAGAGACAGGCGGAUUUUCUGUGCCAUUCUCUCGACUCACAGCCGUGCUACAGGCGUGAGCCUGGUAGAGGCAGACGCAGUGGUGUUCUAUGACAACGACCUGAACCCCGUGAUGGACGCCAAGGCACAGGAGUGGUGUGACAGGAUUGGGAGGCGCCAGGAUGUCCACAUAUAUAGGCUUGUGAGUGGCAACUCCAUUGAAGAGAAACUGUUGAAAAAUGGGACCAAAGACUUGAUCCGAGAGGUGGCCGCUCAGGGAAAUGACUACUCCAUGGCAUUUCUGACACAGCGGACCAUCCAGGAGCUGUUUGAGGUGUACUCUCCCAUGGACGAUGCUGGCUUCCCAGUGAAAGCAGAGGAGUUUGUUGUCCUUUCUCAGGAACCUUCUGUCACAGAAACCAUUGCACCCAAAAUUGCAAGACCUUUUAUAGAGGCCCUCAAGAGCAUUGAGUAUCUGGAGGAGGACCUACAAAAACCUGUGGAGGAAGCUGCACCAGGGUCACCAGGCAUGGACCAUCUACAGUGGGAGGAGACAUCAUCGCAGCGUGAGGAAUUAGCCGACUUCAUGGAGCAGCUUACACCUAUUGAGAAGUAUGCUCUGAACUACCUGGAAUUGUUCCACACCUCCCUUGAUCCAGACAGAGGGAGGAACAAUGAGGACGCCGUGCUGACCGCUGUGACUGAGUGGGAGGCACAGAAUGCACGAAGCCAGCGGGAGCGGGCGGCCCAGGCGCGGCAGGAGCAUGAGCAGGAACAGUUGCUCACCUACACGCGGGAGGAUGCCUACAGUGCGGAGUUCGUCUGUGAGGGUGCUGAUGGGCAGGUGGAAGUCAUGCCGCUCUGGACCCCGCCCACCCCACCCCAGGACGACAAUGACCUCUACAUCGACUCAGUCAUGUGCCUCACGUAUGAAACCACUCCCAUCCCAGAGUCCAAGCUGCCGCCUGUGUUUGUGAGGAAGGAACGCCGGCGGCACAAGACAGACCCCUCAGCCGCAGGCAGGAGGAAGAAGCAACGCCACGGGGAGGGCGUCGUUCCUCCCCGGUCGCUGUUUGACCGGGCAACGCCGGGCAUGUUGAGGAUCCGUCGAGAAGGCAAAGAGAAGAAGAGCGUUCUGCUGAAGCAGCAGACACAGUUCGCUAAGCCUUUGCCAGCAUUUGCCAAGCCAGCAGCCGAGGCAGCUGCAGACAACCCUGAGUGGCUCAUCAGCGAGGACUGGGCAUUGCUGCAGGCUGUGAAGCAGCUUCUUGAGCUGCCUCUGAACCUUACGAUCGUGUCCCCGGCUCACACACCUAACUGGGACCUUGUCAGCGAUGUGGUCAACUCCUGCAGUCGGAUCUACCGCUCUUCCAAGCAGUGCCGGAACCGCUACGAGAAUGUGCUCAUUCCGAGAGAGGAGGGGAAGAGUAAAAAUAACCGUCCUCUGCGCACGGGCCAGAUGUACGCACAGGAUGAAAGUGCUACACACACCCAGCUGUACACAAGCCACUUUGACCUGAUGAAGAUGACAGCUGGGAAGAGGAGUCCCCCUAUCAAACCUCUGCUCGGCAUGAAUCCCUUCCAGAAGAAUCCAAAGCACGCCUCUGUGCUGGCAGAGAGUGGAAUCAACUACGACAAACCACUGCCUCCGAUCCAGGUUGCGUCCCUCCGUGCGGAGCGAAUUGCCAAAGAGAAAAAGGCGCUGGCUGAUCAGCAGAAGGCGCAGCAGCCACCCGUGGCCCAGCCCCCGCCACCCCCGCCGCAGCCGCAGCCACCGCCGCCCCAGCAGCCACCUCCACCUCUGCCCCAGCCCCAGGCAGGGAGCCAGCAACCUGCAGGGCCGACCGCUGUCCAGCCGCAGGCCCAGCCGCAGCCUGUGCAGCCCCCACAGCCCCCACCGAAGGUGCCUCCUGCAAUCACAACGGUGGGCGGCUCGGCUGUACUGCAGACAGGAGCCAUCAAAACCUCAGUCCCCGGGACGAGCAUGCCAGCGGGCACGGUGAGCGGAAAUGUGAUUGUGAACACCAUUGCGGGCGUUCCUGCUGCCACCUUCCAGUCAAUUAACAAACGCCUGUCUUCACCCGUGGCACCUGGAGCCUUGGCUACCUCCGGAGGCCCUGCUCCUGCCCAGGGGGUCCAUACCCAGCCACGAGCAGUGGGAUCCCCAGCCACAGCCACGUCCGACCUGGUGACCCUGCCACCAACUCAGGGUGUUAGAGCAGUCACCUCUGUUACAGCCUCAGCUGUGGUCACUACCAGCCUAACCCCAGUACAGACUCCGACCCGGUCUUUGGUGACUCAAGUGUCCCAAGCUACAGGUGUGCAGCUGCCUGGGAAGACCAUUACACCGGCACACUUCCAGCUCCUCCGGCAGCCGCCACCCCCGCCACCGCCCUCCCAGGUGCCACAGGCCCAGCCCCAGGCCCAGGCCCCCACACAGAUCAAAGCUGUGGGCAAGCUAACCCCGGAGCACCUAAUCAAAAUGCAAAAGCAGAAACUGCAGCUGCCCCAGCAGACCCCCCCGCCGCAGACCCCACCGGGGCCCCCGCCGCCGACGGCACAAGUGCAGGUGCAGCCCCCGCCGCCCGCGCCGCAGCAGAGCCCCCAGCUCACCACGGUCACGGCCCCGAGGCCCGGAGCCCUGCUCACGGGCACCACCGUGGCCAACCUCCAGGUGGCUCGGCUCACCCGGGUUCCCACUUCACAGCUGCAGGCUCAAGGGCAGAUGCAGGCUCAGGCACCCCAGCCAGCUCAGGUGGCCUUGGCGAAGCCUCCAGUGGUGUCUGUGCCUGCAGCCGUGGUCUCCUCGCCGGGCGUCACGACCCUGCCCAUGAACGUUGCUGGGAUCAGUGUGGCCAUUGGGCAGCCACAGAAAGCCACAGGACAGACUGUUGUGGCCCAGCCUGUGCAUGUUCAGCAGCUGCUAAAGCUCAAGCAGCAAGCCGUCCAGCAGCAGAAAGCCAUCCAGCCCCAGGCCGCCCCAAGUCCGGCAGCUGUCCAGCAGAAGAUCACUGCACAGCAAAUUGCAGCUCAGGGCCAAGCACAGAAGGUCACCUAUGCUACCCAGCCAGCCCUGAAAACCCAGUUCCUUACCACACCCAUCUCUCAGGCCCAGAAGCUGGCAGGGACUCAGCAGGUGCAAACCCAGAUCCAGGUUGCUAAACUCCCUCAAGUUGUCCAACAGCAAACACCUGUGGCCAGCCUCCAGCAGGUUGCCUCCGCUUCACAACAGGCUUCCCCACAGACUGUGACCCUCACGCAGGCAACAGCAGCCGGGCAGCAGGUCCAGAUGAUCCCAGCAGUGACUGCGACUGCACAGGUGGUCCAGCAGAAGCUAAUGCAGCAGCAGGUUGUGACAACGGCUGCCCAGCUGCAGAACCCUGGUGUUGCCAACCCAGCACAGGUGCCAGCCAGCUCCGACAGCCCAAGCCAGCAGCCCAAGUUACAAAUGAGGGUCCCUGCUGUCAGGUUAAAGACACCCACCAAACCUCCGUGCCCCUAGUCGGGAAAGCAGGUGGCAUUCCUCCAUCUCGCCAAUCAGGUAGAUUUUGUUUAUUCUACCCUGGGACAGUGUCAUUGACAUGUCCAGCACCUGAAGAACUAUGAUAGACACAAAGGAGUCUAACCAUUUUAUUACAGUGUGUCCUACAUGUGGGAGCAGGUCCUCAGUGAUGCCCCAUUUUCUGUAUCACAUGGUGAAGUGACCAGCAGAUUCACCUUGUAGUUUCUCCUGUAGACCAAUAGUGCUGAGCCUUGAAAGCCAUUUAGAAUUUCCCUGUUAGUGUGCAGCAUUUUGUGCACACAAUAGCCAUUUGGGAUGUGCAGUGAGUCUUAAAAUAGGCUUUGCAGAGGUCUUUAACAGCGUCUGCUUCUGCUGGGUUCUUUAUACCUACCUGAAAGCACAUUGUGGUUCUCAGGAGAAAGACUAAGGUUAGAUCAUUUCAGAUCAGAGAAUGCCAAGGUAGUUUCUUCCUUCCCUCCUAAAAUAUGACUUGUUUGAACUUUUAAAGGAAAUAUUUAGUACUGACACCCAUCAAAGCACAUGCAUGACCUGUCCCCAGCUCGUGUCAAAGGAAAACAAUGUCACUGAAUUUUCAUUCCAAACAGCACCACUGAGGCCUCUCCAGACCCUCUUCCCAAUGUGACUUGUUGCCAUGUAAACAGAACCUAUGGGACUGCUCUCCAUCCCAGCACACCCACGGAUUUUUCCAGCUUUUGGAUAAAGCUCGUGUUUGGACUUUGUGCACUGAAGCAGCUCCAUCAAACGACUCCUGUCUCGGACUGGUUUGGGGCCGAGUUCCGUGCAAGCAUUGUUAUGUCACAGAUGUGACUCCUGAGGAGCUGGCAAGCAUAAGAGCAGGGAUGCCACUCCUCGCCCUCCUUGCCUUCCUGCUCAGCCCAGGAACAGUCUGCAGAUGUGAAACCCCCUCCUACACAGUGGCUUACUCAAGAAUGUACAAGUGUUACCCAUAGAAAUGGGGUAGGAAACUCUCCAUUAUUGACUUGUAGGAUCAGCUUUCUGUGCCAGGGUGUCAUACAUGAACAGAUGCACUUGCUCACGGUUCUGCACAGAGAACCAUCCAUGCUGCUUGGGGGAGACCUGCUGUUGAGGGGCACAGAAGAGGCCCCAUGUUUGCUCCUGUGUUUAUUUUCUUACUAUGUCAAGAUAAUGGAAAUAUUUGCAGUGCACUUGAUUGGCCAAUAUCUGCUUUCCUGGAAGUGUUACCUAGGUUAAAGGCGCAUGUCUGGGGAUGCCCUCUCUGCCAUGGGUCUGGGCCUCUUUUACAAGACCUGGUCCAGGAAAUUGGUUGUAUUGGGCCUGUGUGUGCCAAGGACCAGUUACGGCAUACUGCGAGAUCUUAACUGUAAGUUUAUUUAAGCUGCUCCCUCCCCAUUCUGUCUCUUUAAAUGACAUGGAAGAACAUCUUCUGUCCCCUGGUGUUUUCUGCCAUUGGUUUAUGUGGACAGUGACAUGUGGUAUGGAGUGAAGCCAGCUGGGCUGCUCAAUUUUGAACUCUUGGCAAAAAAAUCUGGAAAAAAGUGAAUAUCAAGUGUUAAAAACAUGGAAGGGAUUUAACUAGUUAAUUGAACAUAUCAAAACAGAAUACUACAUUUCCUUACAACCCAACUUGUCUGUUUCUAGCUUAGCAUGGGCUGUCACGAGAGUGUGGUGGGCAGGAAGGCUCUCUGCCCCAGCUUUGAAUCUGGGUCCCAAGGAAAGUUCCACUGUGUUUAUCCUCAACUGUGGAGAACAGUUCCUAUAAAAUAUAUAGGAACCCUCUCUUUUCAGCUUAUUUAAUUUAUGCAACCUUCUUGUUUCCUCUUGUCCUUUGUGGGUAUUGGUGGAUUCCUUUUAGAUGAUCAGAUGCUGAGUGCACUUAUUUUAGAACAUUCUAGACAUAGCUGCCUGCGUGGAAGUCCUCUGUUAGUCUAGAACACUAGAAGAGAACUUAGCAACCUCUCUCAAGAGCUACUGAGAGAGCAGCACUGGCAGUCUGCACACUUGCAGUGUGGAACUCCUGCCCUGUCUUCUGUGAGUGAGAGUCUCUUGCCUCCAAAGUGUGUUUUUUCAGCGAUCCCCUAAUGCAAAAUAUGGAAAGAAACUAGUUUCACUUGUAUCACUCAAUUUAGUAACAUCUAGAUGUCACCACUGACCUAGUAAUCUUCAGUAGAGUCAUUUAAGUAAAAACUCUCCUUCCAGUAUAUAGUUUUAUUGGCCUUCUGUUUAAAGGUUAAACUUUGCAUAUUUAAAAAUGAAGUGUGAGUGUAGGAAAUUAUCCAGGCCUUCUCAGCUUGUUCUGUUAGCAGAAUUCUGCAUUACCUUGUGAACCAGGGUUCCUACCAAUACAGUAUGUCAGGAUUGAAAGAAAUCUUCAGAACACAAAAUGUAAACACAGCAGCCAAAACACUGUCAAACUUGAAUCUGCCACCAGGGAAAGCAGUUACCCAGUUAUUCUUUACUUAAGAGGCAUUUGUUCUAAUUAAGGCCAGGCUGUUUUGAAAGCAUCCCAUGGGAAACAGGAGGUUGGAUCUGAGCACUGGUUCAGAUUUGGUGCCUGAUGAGGACUAGGCUUCCUUUUUGCAAUUUUUAUGAUUUUUUGUUAACAUUAUAACCAGAUAGCUGUUGUGUUUUAAAAUAUAAAGGAAAAAGACUGAAUUGUAAAUACUUUGUAAACAUAAUCAUUUGUACUUUAAUAGUAGGGUUUUAAGGGGCGCUGAUAUCCCACUAAAAAAAGGUAUAAUAAAAUGACCUUUUUAUAUGCUUUCUCAUUUUGUCUUUCAUGGAAAACUAGUAUUCAGGUUAAAUUAAGAUGCUAACUGUGUGAAGAAAAAAAAAAAAGAAAUAGAAGCAGUUUGAAGGCAGAUACUUUCUCUGGCCCCUCCCCAAAACUGUAGAAGGAGCUAGAAGGAAUGCUGCAUGCACAAGGUUUUUGGUGAAAAUCACCUCUGCAGAGAUCACACUCAUCUGGCUGUUAUGUUUCAAAGCCAGACACACGGGAAGACCUAGUUCAUGUAGAUGCCACUGCUGCUGCCCAGGCCCUGUGAGACCUGCUCCUGCAGGCACCCUGUCUGGGGCCGGGUGUGGGGUAGUUCAGGAGUGGAACCCUGCUCAGGCACUCCACCCAACCCCCAGUAACCAGGCGGUCUGCAGCUGCUUUCCUGUAUCUUCUCUCUCACCUUUAGGCUACUUGUUGUUGUUGUUGUUGUUGUUAUCAUUAAUCUACAAUUACAUGAAGAACAUUGUUUACUAGGGUUCCCCCUUCACCAGGUCCCCCCCACAAACCCCAUUACAGUCACUGUCCAUCAGUGUAGUAAGAUGUUGUAGAAUCACUACUCGUCUUCUCUGUGUUGCACAGCCCUCCCCAUGCCCCCCCACAUUAUACAUGCUAAUCGUAAUAUUCCCUUUCUUCUUCCCCGCCCUUAUGCCUCCCUUCCCUCCCAUCCUCCCCAGUCCCUUUCCCUUUGGUAACUGUUAGUCCAUUCUUGGGUUUUGUGAUUCUGCUGCUGUUUUGUUCCUUCAGUUUUUCUUUGUUCUUAUACUCCACAUAUGAGUGAAAUCAUUUGGUAUUUGUCUUUCUCCACCUGGCUUAUUUCAUUGAGCAUAACACCCUCUAGCUCCAUCCAUGUUGUUGCGAAUGGUAGGAUUUGUUUUCUUAUGGCUGGAUAAUAUUCCGCUGUGUAUAUGUACCACAUCUUUAUCCAUUCAUCUACUGAUGGACACUUAGGUUGCUUCCAUUUCUUGGCUAUUGUAAAUAGUGCUGCUGUAAACAUAGGGGUGCAUCUGUCUUUUUCAAACUGGGCUACUGCAUUCUUAGGGUAAAUUCCUAAAAGUGGAAUUCCUGGGUCAAAUGGUAUUUCUAUUUUAAGCAUUUUGAGAAACCUCCAUACUGCUUUCCACAAUGGUUGAACUAAUUUACUUUCCCACCAGCAGUGUAGGAGGGCUCCCCUUUCUCCACAACCUUGCCAACAUUUGUUGUUUAUCUUUUGGAUGGUAGCCAUCCUUACUGGUGUGAGGUGAUAUCUGAUUGUGGUUUUAAUUUGAAUUUCUCUGAUAACUAGUGAUGUGGAGCAUCUUUUCAUGUGUCUGUUGGCCAUCUGAAUUUCUUCUUUGGAGAACUGUCUAUUCAGCUCCUCUGUCCAUUUUUUAAUUGGAUUAUUUGCUUUUUGUUUGUUGAGGUGCAUGAGCUCUUUAUAUAUUUUGGAUGUCAAGCCUUUAUCAGAUCUGUCAUUUAUGAAUAUAUUCUCCCAUACUGCUGGAUACCUUUUUGUUCUAUUGAUGGUGUCCUUUGCUGUAUAGAAGCUUUUUAGAUUGAUGUAGUCCCACUUGUUCAGUUUUACUUUUGUUUUCCUUGCCUGGGGAGAUAUGUUCAUGAAGAAGUCGCUAAUGUUUAUGUCCAAGAGAUUUUUGCCUAUGUUUUUUUCUAAGAGUUUUAUGGUUUCAUGACUUACAUUCAGGUCUUUGAUCCAUUUCGAAUUUACUUUUGUGUAUGGGGUUAGACAGUGAUCCAGUUUCAUUCUCUUACAUGUAACUGUCCAGUUUUGCCAGCACCAUCUGUUGAAGAGACUGUCAUUUCCCCAUUGUAUGUCCAUGGCUCCUUUAUCGUAUAUUAAUUGACCAUAUAUGUUUGGGCUAAUGUCUGGAGUCUCUAUUCUGUUCCACUGGUCUGUGGCGCUGUUCUUGUGCCGGUGCUAAAUUGUCUUGAUCACUGUGGCUUUGUAGUAGAGCUUGAAGUUGGGGAGCGAGAUUCCCCCCCCCCCCACUUUAUUCUUCCUUCUCAGGAUUGCUUUGGCUAUUCGGGGUCUUUGGUGUUUCCAUAUAAAUUUUUGGACUAUUUGUUCCAGUUCAUUGAAGAAUGCUGUUGGUAAUUUCAUAGGGAUUGCAUCAAAUCUGUAUAUUGCUUUGGGCAGGAUGGCCAUUUUGAUGAUAUUAAUUAUUCCUAGCCAAGAGCAUGGGAUGAGUUUCCAUUUGUUAGUGUCCUCUUUAAUUUCUCUUAAGAGUGUCUUAUAGUUUUCAGGGUAUAGGUCUUUCACCUUUAGACUACUUUUAAGAAAAACUUAUGUUUACAAAAAAUGCCUACUUUUCAUAAAAACUGCACUUUAUUCAAAGUGCCCCAAGAAAUCUGUGGUUAGUUUUGGCUUCUUCUCUUUGACCACAGGAAUUGGGGCACAGCCUCCCAUUUCACGUCCCUCUGGCAAGCGAGGAGCUCAGUCUCACGUGCAUCUGGGGCCCUUGCUCAGGCCCUUCUGCUGAGGGCUACCGGGUGCUGGAGGAUGGGGUGCUAAUCCACCUACCUACAUACAGGCCAGCAACAUUGCCCUCAGUGCCUCGGUUUCCCCCUCUGCACACAUUCCUGAGGCAGGUGUGACAUUCAGAAAGCAUCCACUCUCAGGCACCUGCCCUCAAUUGUUGAUUCUCUUGUCCUGAUUUUUCUCAGAGGAUAAGAUUGUGUGUUUUCAGAUCCAUGAGUCUAUCCUGGGACUCUGAUCACCUUUUGCCAAUGGUACAUAAGAAAAUAGGCUGAGAGGGUGGGCUUACCUGGCCAAGAGGCUAUGUGUGCAUUCUAGUAGGGCUGAGGCCAUUCGAAAGAGGCGAUUCUGCCUUCUGGCCACAGUGGGUAGCACCUCUGUGCCCGAGUCCAGUAGUCACCAGCUCCAGUGCAUGGGGGCAUCCAAGUUUACGUUAACAUAAAGUGCCCUGUAGGCCCUCCUACAGGCCGCACAACCUAGACCAGCUUGGGAGGUCUCACUCAGGUCUGCCUUGACUGUAACCUCCUGUCAGGUAGGUGUUCAGCUCCUGUUUCAGCCCUGCCAGUGCCCUCCCCACUCUCCAGGCCCUUCGGGGGAGCAGGGGCUUUGCCACAGUUUCUGGGCAGCAGCUCUUUCCUGCUCUGUCCUCAGCCUGCAUCAUCCAUACUCCAAACCCCUCUUCCAGAGGUCCCAUUGCCCUGGAAUAGACUGUUAGCACUACUAGAAAGUGCUAACUGGUCUGGACUAGAAAGGUCUCCAAGGUGUGCUAAGAAAGCGGAGAGUGGUUGUCUGGUGGGCUACCAAAAUGGAACUCCGUGUAUGCUUGAUGUGCAUAGAAUAUCCUGGAAAUGGGUUGGCAGCAGCUGUCUCCUGGGAGGGAGGCGGUUUGGGGGUGCUUAGGGAUGAAGGGUGCUUACUCCGCACCGUUAAUUGGUUAAAACAGUUUGCCGGGCGCAUGAAUUACUUUUUUUCUUAAAAAGGCCCUAAAAAUAGCCUGUUCACCCUGCACCCGCACCAGGAAUCUUUGUUGUUUAUGGGGGCAGGUUCCAGCUUCUUUGCCUGAUCCCGAGCGGCUGCCUUGACUCACUAGGUCCCAGAGGACCGUCCUCUCCGGAUGGCGUUCGUAUUCUCAACUUGCCGUGCACGGCUUCGUUCCAAUCCUGUUGCAGUUGUUUGUUUGUUUUUUCCUUGGACCAGCCCCGUCGGCAGUGUGGGCCUUUCAUUCCCAUUGUCCGUAAUGGUCUUGCUCUCCAUCAGGACUUUGUACUAGACGGUGGUUGUUUUAUUUCCCCGGCUGCACUUCGGUUCUGUUAUCCCGAUUCAGUGGGAUCAAAGCUAAUGGGAGUGGGGUGGACAGUAACUGGUGUACUUGCUGGGUGCAUAAUGCGCAGGAGCUUCCUGUCCAGUCUUGAAGCUGUGCUCUUAGCUCGGCAGGAAAGACUGCCACGCCGGAAGCCUGAGGAGGGGUCGGGAUGCCCUAAGUAGAUAGAGGGGCGGAUCCGGGCGCCGACGGGGGGCACGUGAUUGGGGCUGCGGAGAUAGGCGUACGCCUGCUCUCCUCCCAGCAUUGCGCCGGCUGCCCUACUUGCCUGCCGGAUGGGGCGUCAGUUUGCGAACCAUAACACAAAGCCCGGCAGCUCUGCCCUCGCGCAGCAGGUGGGCGGGCGGCAGGAAGCUCAGUGCGCAGGCGCUGCCCUGCCCCACAGCUCCGAUUGAAUGCGCCUGCGCACUGGGCCGGGCAGUUUGUAGGCUCGCUUGGUUGGAGGGGUCGAGCCUACCCUUUCGCAGCGAUGACCGCACUUCCUCAAAUGGUGACCCCGCCCGGGGCCGCCUCCUCUCACCGCAGGGACCCCGUAGGCCCUGCAGUCGAUGGUGACCUGCCCCCACCGUGCUCUCAGGGACUCGGCGCGCCUCCGCCAGCCGGGGGCGCCGAGCUGCGCGAACGCCCCUUGCACCCGGAGAGGGUGGCCACGCCGCACACCCGAGGCUACACCGCCUGCGGACGACCUGGCGAUCCUGGCGAAGUGGCCGGCGUCCGAGGUGAGCCUCUCUGGGGCCGGGCCCGGGGUCGGGGCCGGGCGGCCCUCCGCCAGCCGGUGCUGCUCCUCCUCGAAGAUGAUGAGCAGGGUGUCGCACACGCGCUUGCUGAGACGCGGCCGGUAACUGUGGCGUGACCUAUGUUUCUGGGCCUGUGGGCUCCAGCUGAGGUGACUGGCAAUGUUAGACGCCGAACAUGAGCGACCAGUAGCUUUCAUCGUCAUGGAGCGAGCGGCCCCGGUGCGGUGCUGGGAGGGUCCUGUUUUGAGGGACGUUUGUAAGCCGCCCAAGUAGCCAUGGGGCCCCAUCCGUUUCGGUUGAGAGCAAAGGCUUGAAGCGAGUCUUGGUCCCCCAUUAGAUUGUGGCGCCACCGUGAGGGGGACAGUGCAAAGAUGCGCGUUCCAAUCCCGCUCCGGGCAGCCUUCCCAAGUGUUGCUCUCCAACCGCCUCGGGGGAUUCCGUCUGCGCUUCUGGCUCGUUUGGACUCCUUUGAGACUCAAGAUACUUUGGAAAACUGACUUUGUAUCUUAGAAUGAGGUAAACUUAGUUUUUAAAUAUUACAAAAUACCUUCUCGUAGAAAUCCAAACGCCACAGGAAAGUCGGAAUUCCCGGCUGUUUUGUGCCCUGAGCCCUGUGACCACCGCCCACGCCUAACCCAUUUUCACUGGCUGCGUCUCCACGCCCAUGCAAGUCCGCCGGCUGAGCAGGCCUGAGGAUAUACCGCAUGUCUUCGGUCAUUCCCCUGGGUUUCGCCCCGCUGGCGUUGCUGAGAUUAGCAAUCUCACGCCGGCCCUGGUGCCAUUUCCAUAGGCUCCAACCCCAUUGAACUAAAUUGGGACAAUGGGUCAAAGGACAUGCAGUAGGUACGGGGGAAGUCAGCAGCUCACAAUCCUGAGUCGUUCAGGGCAGCACUCUUCAUUGCGCAUCUGCAUUUGCAGUGAGGCGGCUGAAAAGCCGGCAGGGCACCCGGCUUUCUGUCUGCUGAGCCUGGCAGCUUCUCUGAGCCGCCUGUGGGUCCCCCAUUUCCCUACUAAGUUGUGUUUUACUAACCUGUAGGCCCUCUUCCUAUAUUAGGGAUUUUUUACCUUUUGCAGCCAUAGAUAAAGUGUUCAUGUUUUCCCCGAGCAUUUUUUGUCCUUUUUACUUUAGCACAUCUUUCUAGAGUUACCUAUUCCCUGUGUGGCAUCUAGUUUUUCUGCCGUGUUUAUUAAGAAUGUUUUAGCUAUCUCAGGAUUAUAGAAAUUUUUCCCAAAUGUUAUUGUAAUAGUCUCUCUCUCCCUCUUCCUUCUGAGUAAGGUAACAUUUAGCUCUGCAUGCUGUCUGAAGUGUUGUGGGAUAGGGAACUAGUUUUUUUCUUUUCUGUAGAUAGCAUAAUUCCUUAAAUAAAGCAUUAUUUUGUUCAAAGUAAAUGCCACUAGCUGUAUAUUUUUGGAUUGUCUGUUUCUGUGCUGGGACAACAGUGAUCUAUCACUGGAGCCUGGAGUAUGAAUACUGUUUAAGUAAAGAACCCCUAGGCAUUCUUCCUAUGAGUGUUAAAGUGAUUUUUGCCUAUUUCUAAAGCAAAACAAAAGCCAGACACAUUGUAAUUCUGUUGGAAUCGCAUUACUGGUGUGUGCUCAUUUUCAAAGGUGUGGUAUUUUAUAUUAAAUCUUCUCAUUUAGGAA